AUGAGAAGGUACGAGAAUUGCGCGAUUAUAGUACUUCAGCUUUUUAGCCACAGUCUCAGUUGCCAGGCGCUCUUAAAUGAGUACCAAGAGACGGCUAGAAGUGUAAUUUUUUUACGUUCGCAAGUGGAAAUGGGACCGGAGCCAUGGAUUUCGGGCAUGUAUUGUCUGGAAGAGUUCGUCAAAAUCGUCUUCACAUCCCGCGAACGUCUCACCCGUUCUUACAAUGUGCUUUUGACUAAUAGCUACAACUUAACCUCACCGGCUUUGGAGAUACAGGAUGGUUUCGCUAAGAUAAUUAACGAAGCUAUAAGUCGUAGUAAAGAAAAAGGGCGUCGCUUCUUUCAGAUUCGCACAGUCUUCGACAAUAAGCAAUAUGCGAGGCUGAAGUUCGGUGAUAGCGCAGUUAUUUACACUGAUUACUAUAUUAUUAUCGUGGACAGCGUAGAUCGGCUCCAGGCGCUUAUGAGGGACUACGUUAGUCGUAUGGUUUCUUGGAAUCCGGGGGCUCGUUUCUUGGUAUUGUUCAAUAACGCAUUGAAUCGGCAUAGCGAGGACCAGGUCGCGAUGGAUAUUUUCUCUCUAUUGCAAAAGCAAUACUAUGUCCAUCAAAUCGGACUGCUAUACGCAACUAGUGAGAUCGAUUAUUCAUUUUCAGUGAUGGACUAUUACAACAAUGCGAAUUGUCGCACCAUAAGGAUGUCAAAAAUCGGCGAGUGCAAAAAUGGACAACCACAACCAAAUACGGCUGAGCUAAAACGGAGGUUGCGAAAAUUUGAAAGGGAGAUCAGGAUAAAAAAUUGCACAUUCCAAAUGUGUGCAGCUAUAUCGGCGCCUUUUGUGGAGGAGGACUGCCAAACUGGAUUAGAGUUGCGUAUAGUAGAUUUUAUGCGUGAUCAUCUAAACUUCAAGAUCAAACAAUUUUGUGACGAGGAAACCAGAGGAGUGCGAGAAGAGAAUGGCACAUGGACUGGUCUACUUGGAAAACUGUUCGAUCGCGACUGUGAUUUCAUAAUUGGCGGAUUCUUUCCCGAUAACGAAGUUAUUGAAAAUUUUUGGGGAUCUGACUGUUACCUCUAUGAUAGUUACACCUGGUUUGUCAAACUUGCUGAUCCGAGACCUGCCUGGAUGGCGAUUUAUCACAUCUUUAAAGACGAAACUUGGCUUUGCUUCAUAAUUCUGCUCCUUAUCACUUGGAUAUUCUGGUACUUCUUUGUAAACAUGCUUCCUGAGCCGCCAAACCACAAAGACUUUUCGCUAACAGGCAUUAACGCCAUGGCUGUUUCCAUAUGUGUCGCUGUCGAAGAGCGGCCCGAAUGUUUUUCCUCGCGCAUUUUCUUUCUUGCCUUGACUAUUUACGGCAUGAACGUUGUGGCAAUUUACAAUUCGCAGCUAAUUACUGUUUUCACUGACCCUGGAUACCUACACCAGAUACACAAUCUCCUUGAGGUACUUGACGCGGGUAUACCCUUUGGCGGACCAGAUGAGAAUCAGGACUGGUUUGAAAAUGAUGAGGAUAUGUGGAUCUUUGAAAAUUAUAACGACACGGACUUGUUUAUACCAAACUCGCAUAAUCUUCGUACAGUGAAAACCGGGCAGCGCGUUUUACUAGCGAGCCGCAUGUAUGUGUUGCAAGAUCGACUUGCCGAUGAAAUUUUUGCGUUUCCCCAGAGCGUUUUUUCUAGCCCCCUGCAUAUAAUAAUGAAAGUAGGAUUUCCAUUGUUAACAGAUUUCAAUUGGCUCAUAAGGGCAAUGCGAGACCAUGGCAUAUUCCAAAAGAUUGAUAGUGAUUUUCGCUACAACAACACAUAUCUCAAUCGAAUAGCGCGAAUGAGACCAGAAUUCAAAGAGUCGGCAAUUGUUCUCACAACAGAUCACCUAAAAGGAUCUUUCUCCAUUUUGUUUAUGGGCGUCGUUGGUAGCGUAUUCUUGUUCAUUGAUAAUUAUUUAGCGUUGAAUAGUGUAGAAAGGCGUCUGGUCAAGAUCGGAUUGCAACCACGCGUCUAA
Molecule: messenger RNA, 2004 nt
Organism: Anastrepha ludens (Mexican fruit fly)
Lineage: Eukaryota; Metazoa; Arthropoda; Insecta; Diptera; Tephritidae
Gene: Ir60a
Exons: 4
Coding region: 1-2004 (667 amino acids)
Source: RefSeq, a predicted model, not a curated record